Molecule: messenger RNA, 9325 nt
Organism: Larimichthys crocea (large yellow croaker)
Lineage: Eukaryota; Metazoa; Chordata; Actinopteri; Sciaenidae
Gene: tanc2b
Product: tetratricopeptide repeat, ankyrin repeat and coiled-coil containing 2b
Exons: 31
Coding region: 693-7088 (2131 amino acids)
Biological process (GO): regulation of dendritic spine morphogenesis
Cellular component (GO): dendritic spine
Molecular function (GO): protein binding
Source: RefSeq, a predicted model, not a curated record
AUAUUUGAUGGAUUCAACCGGCUUGACCCUGUGAUCGGCAGGUCAGCGCUCCAUGUUGCGGGAGCUGCGUGGCACUGGGCACCGACACACACACUCACACACACUUUACUUGUGAGUGGCUCCGACACUUGGCACGUUUGUCCAGCCGAGGAGUCUGUCAGCUCCCCGGGGCGCUGCUGCCACUACCUGCUGCAGGAGGUGGAGGACCGGAGCGAGCUUGUUCACCCCCUCCUCCUCCUCCUCCUCCAACGGGUGUCGCUGUACUGUGACUCUUCGUCUCCUGCAUCCAGACUGCUGUUUGAUCGGUGCAGUUAUUUUCAGUGUCACUCGCUCUGAAGCUAUUUCGGACCCCGGUUGGAAACGUGCAGACUCGGGAGGAGGGGGUGCUGAAUCUGGAUUGAGGGAGCCGCACGGAGCGCUGCAGCAAGACUCGGUUACCGGAGCAGAGGCAGCAGCAGCAGCAGCAGCAGCAGCAGAGGAGGCACGGAUGUGAUGCCAAAUCAGAGCAGAAAAAACAAAGCUUCAAGUCUCGGAAAGAGAACUGUUGGGUGUCCCCUCUGGAGAGAGAUCUGGACCGUGGAUCAGCCUAACGAAAUGUAGCGCCUCGCUGCCCUCAAAGCCGGAUUUGGAGACCUGCCUGCCUGUCUACUCAUGAUUUCUCUGUAGUCUAGUCCAGGGCGUCUGCUGCAGUCAUGUUUAGGAACAGCUUGAAGAUGUUGCUGACGGGAGGGAAGGCCAACCGCAAGAGUCGCAGCAGUGAUGGCGGGAGCGAGGAUUUGGCAGACCCACGCCUGCCCAGUCUAGACCCUCACCUGAGCCACAUCGGCCAAGGUGGCAGCGUAGACAGCGACUGUGCCUUUGAAGGAGACUACGCCGUGCCCCCGCUCUCUAUGACCGAGGGCAUGCAGCACAUUCGCAUCAUGGAGGGCGUGUCGCGCUCGCUGCCCUCCUCCCCGCUGCUCACCCACCAGACCAUCAGUGUCAGGCUACAGCCCGUGAAGAAGCUCACAGCCCCUCUGCGGAAAGCAAAGUUUGUGGAGAGCCCUCGCAUUCCACAAUCAGAGCUUGGCUCCCCUACACACACCUCCACCACUGCCAAGAAUCCAGACCUGGACACAUACUGCCCUGGGGAGUCAAGCCAGGAGCUGGGCCCCCCUCCGUCGGUGGAUGAGGCAGCCAACACAUUGAUGACGCGCCUGGGUUUCCUUCUGGGAGACAAAGUGAGUGAGGGGCCGGCAGGUACCCAGUACAGCAUGGAGGAACCCGAGGCGAGACAGGGCCAGAACCAGAGGAUCAGCCCGUGCUCCACCCUGACCAGCAGCACUGCCUCACCCCCUGCAGGCAGCCCCUGCUCCACCCUCCCCCCUGCCAUGCCUGGCCAGGCCGGCAACAGGGACUGUGCCUACGGCUCCGUCACCAGUCCAACCUCAACCCUGGAGAGCAGGGACAGCGGGAUUAUCGCCACUCUGACCAGCUAUUCCGAGAACAUGGAGCGAGGCGGCAAGUACGGCGAGGGCUCCCGGGGAAACCUGAAACUGUGGCAGUCCCAGAAAUCAGGCAUGGACUCGUUCCUGUACAGGGUGGAUGAAAACAUGACCGCCUCCACCUACAGCCUCAACAAAAUCCCUGAGCGCAACCUGGAGAGCAUGUCCUCCCACUCUGCCCACUCCAUCCCUCUGUACCUCAUGCCCCGCCCUAACUCUGUGGCUGCUACCAGUUCAGCCCACCUGGAGGACCUGGCGUACCUGGAUGAGCAGAGACACACUCCAUUACGCACCUCGCUGCGCAUGCCCAGACAGAGCACCACCUGCGGGCCGGGUCGCUCCGGGCAGGACCUGAGAGCUUCCGCUAAUAACACCCAUGCCUGGCAAUCCCAGUCACUGCGUUUUGCACCGUACCGUCCUCAAGACAUCGCCCUCAAACCUCUCCUGUUCGAGGUGCCCAGCAUCACCAUGGACUCGGUCUUCACGGGCCGCGAGUGGCUCUUCCAGGAGAUCGACGCCCACCUCAACAGCCCCAACGCCAGCACCAACCGCGGCGUGGCGGUGGUGGGCAACAUCGGCUUCGGCAAGACGGCGAUCAUCUCCCGCCUGGUGGCGCUCAGCUGCCACGGCACGCGCAUGAGACAGAUCGCCUCGGACAGUCCACAGGCCUCGCCCAAACAUGGAGAGGGGCUACCUCUCACCCAGCCCCAGCCCACUCACGGCACCCUGGGAGGAGGCAGCUGUCCCGGGACCCCUGAGAUGAGGCGACGUCAGGAAGAAGCCAUGAGGAGGCUGGCCUCUCAGGUGGUGGCGUACCACUACUGCCAGGCAGAUAACGCCUACACCUGCCUGGUGCCGGAGUUUGUGCACAACGUGGCGGCUCUGCUGUGCCGCUCGCCGCACCUCGUUGCCUACAGGGAGCAGCUGCUGAGGGAGCCACACCUACAGAGCAUCCUGAGCCUGCGCUCCUGCGUGCAGGACCCCCUGGCCUCCUUCAGGAGGGGGGUGCUCGAGCCCCUGGAUGCACUUUACAAAGAGAGGAAGAUCAGCUCCGAGGAGGACCUCAUCAUCCUCAUCGACGGUCUGAACGAGGCGGAGUUCCACAAGCCGGACUACGGAGACACCAUCGUGUCCUUCCUCACCAAAACCAUCAACAAGUUCCCUCCGUGGCUCAAGCUGGUGGUCACAGUCAGAACUACGUUACAGGAGAUCACCAGCGCGCUGCCGUUCCACCGCAUCUCCCUGGACGGCCUGGAGGAGAACGACGCCAUCGACCAGGACCUGCAGGGCUACAUCCUGCACCGCAUCCACAGUAGCCCCGAGAUCCAGAACAACAUCUCGCUCAACGGCAAGAUGGACAACACCACGUUCGGCAAGCUCAGCGCCCACCUCAAGGCCCUGAGCCAGGGCUCCUAUCUGUACCUCAAGCUCACCUUUGACCUCAUCGAGAAGGGCUACCUUGUCCUCAAAAGCUCCAGCUAUAAGGUGGUUCCAGUCAACCUGGCAGAGGUUUACCUGCUGCAGUGCAACAUGCGCUUCCCCACGCAGUCGUCGUUCGAGCGGGCGCUUCCUCUGCUCAACGUGGCCGUGGCUUCGCUUCAUCCGCUGACCGACGAGCAGAUAUAUCAGGCCAUCAACGCUGGAUCUCUGCAGGGCACGUUGGACUGGGAGGAUUUCCAGCAGCGCGUAGACAACCUGUCGGUCUUCCUGGUGAAGAGGAGGGACGGCACCAGGAUGUUUGUUCACCCGUCCUUCAGGGAGUGGCUGAUCUGGAGAGAAGAAGGAGAAAAGACAAAGUUCCUCUGCGAUCCGAGGAGCGGUCACACACUUCUGGCCUUCUGGUUCUCUCGGCAGGAGAACAAGCUGAACAGGCAGCAGACUAUUGAGCUGGGCCACCACAUCCUCAAAGCACAUAUCUUCAAGGGUCUCAGCAAGAAAGUCGGGGUUUCCUCAUCUAUCUUGCAAGGCCUGUGGGUGUCCUACAGCACCGAAGGCCUUUCAGCUGCACUUUCUUCACUCCGAAACCUCUACACGCCCAACAUCAAGGUGAGCCGGCUGCUCAUGCUCGGCGGCGCCAACGUCAACUACCGCACGGAGGUGCUGAACAACGCCCCCGUCCUGUGCGUCCACUCCCACUUGGGCUACAUGGACAUGGUGGCUCUGCUGCUGGAGUUCGGCGCCUCCGUCGACGCACCGUCCGAGAGCGGCCUCACGCCGCUGGGCUACGCCGCCGCCGGGGGACACAUGGCCAUCGUGACCGCGCUCUGCCGCAGGAGAGCGAAGGUGGACCACCUGGAUAAGAACAGCCAGUGCGCUCUGGUGCACGCGGCCCUCAGGGGUCACAUGGAGGUGGUGAAGUUCCUGAUCCAGUGUGAUUGGAGCAUGGGGCCUCAGCAGCAGCAGCAGUCACCGCAAACCCAGCAACAGACGGCCUUCACCAAGAGCCACGCCGUGCAGCAGGCCCUCAUCGCUGCAGCCAGCAUGGGAUACACGGAGAUUGUGUCCUACCUGCUGGACCUGCCGGAGAAAGACGAAGAGGAGGUGGAGCGGGCGCAGAUCAAUAACUUUGACACGCUGUGGGGGGAGACAGCUCUGACUGCCGCCUCCGGUCGGGGGAAACUCGAGGUUUGUCGUCUGUUACUGGAACAGGGCGCCGCGGUGGCGCAGCCCAACAGGAGAGGCAUCGUCCCGCUGUUCAGCGCCGUCCGACAGGGACACUGGCAGAUCGUCGACCUCCUCCUCACACAUGGCGCAGAUGUCAACCUGGCUGACAAGCAAGGUCGUACUCCUCUGAUGAUGGCCGCCUCAGAGGGACACCUCGGGACUGUCGAGUUUUUACUGGCUCAAGGAGCCUCUCUGUCUCUGAUGGACAAGGAGGGUCUGACCGCUCUGAGCUGGGCCUGUCUGAAAGGACAUUUACCCGUCGUCCGCUGCCUGGUGGAGAGCGGAGCCGCCACCGACCACGCAGACAAGAACGGACGCACGCCCCUCGACCUGGCCGCCUUCUACGGAGACUCUGAGGUGGUCCAGUUCUUGGUCGAUCACGGGGCCAUGAUAGAGCACGUAGACUACAGCGGGAUGCGUCCUCUGGACCGGGCGGUGGGCUGCAGAAACACGUCGGUGGUGGUCGCCCUGCUCAAGAAAGGAGCCAAGAUAGGAUGUCAGACGCUGCCCAGUCGGCCCCGAGGUCCAGCCACAUGGGCCAUGGCCACCUCCAAACCCGACAUCAUGAUCAUCUUACUCAGCAAACUCAUCGAGGAGGGGGACAGCUUCUACAAGAAGGGGAAGGUGAAGGAGGCGGCGCAGCGUUAUCAGUACGCCCUCAAAAAGUUUCCACGCGAAGGCUUCAGCGAGGACCUCAAGACGUUCAGGGAACUCAAAGUAUCGCUCUUCCUCAACCUGUCCCGAUGUCGGAGGAAAAUGAACGACUUUGGGAUGGCUGAGGAAUUUGCUACGAAGGCACUCGAGCUGAAACCAAAAUCGUACGAGGCGUACUACGCCAGGGCUCGCGCCAAGCGUAGCAGCAGACAAUUUCCUGAAGCCUUAGAGGACCUGAACGAAGCCAUAAAGCAGUGCCCCAACAACCGAGAGAUCCAGCGGCUGCUCCAGAGGGUGGAGGAGGAGUUUCACCAACUCAGCCAGGAGGAGCAUCAGCAGCAGGACCUGGAGCUGGAGCCUCCUCCCUCCCCUCCUCCUACGCCUCCCCCAGAAGAGGAGGAGUCCCUGUCCUUGUCCCUGUCCAUGCCACUUCCACCUCCCCCAGAGCCGCGUCUGGAGGACAUGGAGCCCGUCCAGGACCUGUUUGAGGACGAGGACUAUCUGGAGCAGGAGCUGGAGGCCAUGUCUGUGGGUCUGCCUCCACCUGAGUCUCUCUCGAAUCCCUCCACCCUUCCCAUCAUACAGAGCCCACAGCUCUCCCCCACACAUCCAGAUCAGAUCUACUUAGCUGGAGGUUCGCCCAUGGGCCAGCCCUACGAGUACCACCCCACCUCCUCCUCCAUGUCCUCUCCGACUCGCGGGUCGUACCAGCCCACGUCGCCCUCCCUCUCCCCGACGCAUCAGAACUCGCACUACCGACACAGCCCGCCUCACACCUCCCCCGUGCACCAGCAGUCCUACAGCUUCAGCCCGCCUUCUAUGGGCACUGGUGGUCAGGGUAUGGAUCAUCAGAGCCCGCCGCCUUCACCUUUACGUCGGGCUGCUCAGUACAGAGCAAGUCCACCAGUAGAAAGUGUUUGUCUAUACAGGUCCCAGUCCGGUUCUCCUGUGCGCUACCAGACAGAGCAGCUCCCCGGCCGACCCAAAUCCCCGCUCUCCAAGAUGAGCAGCCAGCGUUCGUUCCAGCUGAGCUCGCAGCCCUCUCUGUCCUCCCAGCACCACCAAGCCCAAGGCCUUCGUCUGCAGCCUUCUAUAGCCCAAAUCGUCCGCACAAACCAGCCCAGCAACGUGAUGGGCAACAGCAUUUAUGCCGGCCAGUUGGGCCACUCCAUGGGCGGUCGCUACCAAGGGGGUUCAGUGGACGUGGAAAGCCGGCUGGUGUACCAGCCUUCCCUGGACGGACGGUCCAUGCCCCAGGUUCAGGCCAGCCUCAGUUCUGGGGCCCUCUGUCAGCACGGUGGCCGAGGAGGGGUUAUGGAGUCGGGCCUGUUGAAGGAUGAUCUACCCCAGCGCCCCUCCUCUGCCUACCGCGCCAGCAGCGGGGGCCCGGGGGGCAUCCGUUACAGCCAGACACCUCAGAUAAGCCGCAGCCAGUCAGCCGCCUACUACCCAGUCUCCGAACACGUACUGGAGCGAGCCAAUGCCAUGCCCCCCUGCCAGCUGGGCUCUCCGGAGAUCCCCCAUAUGGUGAGACGCCCCGUCAGUGCCAACACUACUGAGAUGAAGCAGCACGUGCCCACCCCGAGGCCUCUCAUCCACUCCCAGAGCGUAGGCCUUCGAUUCUCCCCCUCGAGCAACAACAUCUCAACUGGAUCCACCUCGAAUUUAGCGCCGGGCUUCAGGCCUUCCUCUUCCAUCCAGCAGAUGGAGAUCCCCCUGCAGACCACGUACGAGCGCAGCUGUGACGACAUCUCCCCCAUCUCUCCGUCCCAGGGCGGCGGGGGGCUGUAUCAGGGCGAGACCACCCGCUCUCGGAACACACCCUUCAUGGGCAUCAUAGACAAGACGGCGCGGACUCAGCAGUACCUGCAUCAGCCCUCGCGGUCCAGGGCCAUGACGUCCAUGGACUCCGCCAUCAGCCCCACCUCGCCUGGCCAGCUAGUCCAGCAAGGCUCCACCUAUAGCCCCCCCGCCUCCCUGGGAAACAUCGCCUACUACAACAAGACAAACAACGCCCAGAACGGACACCUGCUGGAGGAGGACUACUACUCCCAGACGCAGCCGCCCUCGCUGGGCAAGCUGGCCAACGGCUCUCGCGGCAGUGGCGACAUCCUGGAGCGGGUCAGCCAGGUGCCCACCUACCCCGACGUGAAAGUGGCGAGGACUCUGCCCGUGGCACAGGCCUACCAGGACAACAUGUACCGGCAACUGUCGCGUGACUCCCGGACCCAAGGCCCCACCUCCCCCAUCAAACCAAAGAGACCAUUUGUGGAGUCGAACGUGUGAUGGCCCGCCUGCGAUCGGUCGGUCAGUCGGUCGGUCGGUCUGCUGGACUGGGCUCGUUUGCGGGAGCGAGAGGAGAAAAAUAUUUAGCUCAACAGCUGCUGACCGUCGUCGUGAAUGGACGAACGAACUCACGUUAAAGAAGAGACACACACACACACACACACACUUAGGGUAUUAGACAUUAUCUUAUAUGAAAAACAUAACUAAACAGUGAGAAGCGAUUAUUUCAUUAUCAUAUUCUGCACACAGGUAGAAUAACAGGAGGAGUUCUGAUCUCAUGCCGAGUCAAAGACCGGUCCACUUCCAAACACGCUGUGGCACAAAGCAAACACGACGAAGCGCGUAAGACUGUGAGAGUGAAAGUAUUAUCAUCGGACUCUACUCGUGGACUCUGUAUCCAUCUUCUGUUCUUUCAAAGUGUGCUCUUAACCAAGGUUGCUAGUAGGCUCUAUUCUAUGUAACACAAUAUUAUAUGUUCAAUACUGUACAUUGCUCAGAAAAUACAAAUGGCUCAAACGACUCAGUGCUUAGAGAAAAAUGACAAUAUUUAUAAUUAAGUUAUAUAUUGUACAUAGAAAUAAAACGAGACAUAGUUUGCGUUUGGAUUGUGUUCUGUUAACCCGGCCUUCGUGUCCCACUGCUAGUCGUAUGGAUGUGGAGAACUGAUCCGGGGUAAAGGAGCGAGGAGGGACAUCGACCGACUUUGACCGAUAGGAUUGUGCGAGAAAACGCUGCAACGAGAUCCGCAACUUCUUCUCUGUGUCGAUGUUUCUGUAAGAGUUGUGUCGAUUGGGACUUCUUCACAGGAAGAAGCUGAAAUCAGAGAUUUUUGGGGGCAUUUUUGCUUUUGCAAAGAUCAAUCGAUUAUCGGUCAGUCGAUUAAAGGACAAAAGUCUGAGAGCCAAUCUUCAAUCUGAGUAUUGCACACACCUAUUUUUUGUUGUUUAAAUCCGUUUUGAAGCCGGUCCAUGUGCAUAAAUCAUGAUUUUCUGUAUUUGUACGCCCUUCAGUGUGAAGGCUUCCCGUCUUACAAGCUCAUACGAUGACGAAACCAUCCCUAACGAUGGUGGUCGAGUAUCAAAGUCCGCCUUUGUCCCUCCUCCUCCUCCUGUAUGUUCCUGAAGAGAGAGCUGGUGAUGGGUCAACAUGGAUAGUGCUCAGCGAUUUAAAGCAAGCAAAUGCAUACACGACCACUGUUACAGACGUUUCCCUUCUCUCCUGCAUUAGUUUGUGUCGUUUUCUUUUAACCCACGAUGCAUUUUUAUUCCACUUCUGCACUAAAAAUGCCUGUUAAGUUCUUAACUAAGGGUGCACUUUAUGUAUUUUACUUACUUUUGUUGUUACGAUUGUUGAAAUUUUUUGGAAAAAAAGGUUUUUGGGGGGUGCGUGAUCAGUCAGACCUCUGACCAGUUGAUACCAGACUAUCAUUUACAUAUUAUAUGAUUUACAAAGCAGUGACGAGUGACGAUAUGAAGAGCGAAAACAAUGUUUUUAAACUGGUGAAGAUGUAUAGACUUUCUAGCACAAGUUGUAUAUAUAUAUACCGACUCAGAUAUUCCACUCGGUCCAGCUCGGGUUCAGGUUCAGCGAGUUAUAUUUAAGUAUUCCACCUCAUAUAAUAAUAAUAAUAAUAAAUAAAAAAAGCAUCAUUACAGUCCUCUAGCUCUAAAUUAACCAGUCUAAUCCGCUGGUCUUGCACACAUCUUGAAGUAAAGUCGAAUCUACUGCAAAAAAAAUAACAAAAAAAAUAUAUAGAAGCUCCAUAUUUGGAGUUUGGGUGAUAGAGAAAGUGGAAUAAUGAGAAUAUUCAAGUUAUUUGUAUAUGUGGGGAAAGUUAUGGACCAUUUGUCUGUAACGUUUUAUUUUGGUUUCUCUGAUAUAGAAUAUCUAAAGAGAGAGAGAGUUCCUCCUGUUCAUGCUCCCAGAGAGACGCCCAACCUAUCUUUACAGAAAUGAAGGUAUAAACUGUAUCAUACUUAAUUUAAACGAGACUUCUAAAUCGAGGAUAUUUGAGGGGUGUAUGGUUUCAAGCUGUCUGUGUAUAUUAGUUUGCUGUAAAUAGUCCGAUGCAUGUUCUAUUCUUUCCAUGAGCUCAAAGCAGAAACAUGUAUAGCAGUGUUCUGACUCUGGUGUGUGUGUGUGUGCGUGUGCGUGUGCGUGCGACGUUUUCGGAUGAUCACGAUAAGGAGAAACCGCUGAACUAUCCUUAUCAUUUUCACUUCCGACACUCACCGAGA